Lobosporangium transversale is the source of this 1068-nucleotide messenger RNA. Its product is annotated as protein release factor class I. Gene Ontology annotation, biological process: translational termination. The coding region runs from base 1 to 1068 and encodes 355 amino acids. The transcript has 3 exons. Gene Ontology annotation, molecular function: translation release factor activity, codon specific. The record is from RefSeq and is a predicted model, not a curated record. Lineage: Eukaryota; Fungi; Mortierellomycota; Mortierellomycetes; Mortierellales; Mortierellaceae.
AUGAAAGAGUUACAUGAGAAGGUCUUGAAGGAGAUCAACAGCGGGGAUGCAGAGGUCCUAUCUCCUCAAAAGUUUGCAGAAAAGACUAAACAGCUUCAUGAUCUAUCUUUGAUUACAGACAAGUAUUCUGAAGUCGAAUCCGUGAUCCGUGAUCUGUAUACAUUACAGCAGAUGUUAGAUGACCCCUCGACAGCUCAGGACAAAGAUCUCUUGGAGAUGACUCAGCAAGAGAUCAAGAGCACGACAGAAAAUAUUAUUGAGAUGGAAAAGCAGCUUCUGUUCUCCAUGUUACCCACCGAUUCUGCAGACGAGGCCAAUGCAAUCCUUGAGAUUCGUGCAGGUACAGGAGGAAAUGAAGCAGGGCUGUUUGCAGCCGAUAUAUUGAGGAUGUAUGAGCGCUUCGCAGAAAGGCAGCGAUGGAAAUGGGAAGAGAUAUCCAAGACCUACGAUGGAAUCGGAGCCGUCAAGGAUGCGGCUAUUGGUAUUACGGGCUCCAAUGUAUUCGGUCAACUCAAAUAUGAAUCAGGUGUUCACAGAGUCCAGCGUGUGCCUGCUACAGAAACUCAGGGUCGAAUCCAUACUUCAACCGUCACAGUCGCCAUCAUGCCUCAACCUACUGAGGUCCAAGUUCAAAUCCAGGACUCGGAUGUUCGCGUUGACGUCUUUCGUGCUUCAGGAUCUGGAGGUCAAAAAGUCAAUACGACGGAUUCGGCCAUUCGUCUGACCCAUAUUCCUACAGGCAUCGUGAUUGCCAUUCAGGAUGAACGAUCCAAUCAAAAAAACAGAGCCAAAGCUUUUACGAUCUUGCGAGCCAAGUUGUAUGAACGUGAAAGAGAAAAGCUCGCCUUGGAGAGACGAGACUCGAGGAGGAAGCAGGUUGGCGCAGGCACACGAUCUGAAAAAAUAAGAACAUAUAACUUCCCUCAGAACCGAGUGACAGAUCAUAGGAUUAACAAGACACUGCAUGAGCUUGAAGGCGUCCUGAAUGGCGAGGCCUUAUCUGAAUUCAUCCAAGCGCUCAAAAUUGAAGAGCAGACCGAUAUGCUAAUGGCAAUGAAUGAUGCUUAA